UGCAAAUACUUUCUUCAUGCGCGACGCUAUAAAAGCCAGAAUACAUGGAGCGAACUUUCACGACGAAGUUCGGGCGGCAGAAAAUCUGCCACGCCGCGACGCCGUAUGUUCGUCGGGCUGCGCUACAUGGAGCGAAGACACGGCGGCCGCCGCCGUGUACAUGCUUGAAGUCCAGUGAGCCAUAAAUGGACCGAAGUUGGGGCGUAGCUGGUGCCGCCAGCCUCACCGCCUUCUUUACGGUGGUGAUGAUGAUGAAUUCCGGGUUCUUCUAUGUCUCCUUCAUUGAAGAAUUUGGAGUUGACAGACAGGCAGCCUCAUGGCCCGCCAGCGUCAUGUCAAUUGUGUCACACUCGUCAGGUCUGCUAGUUUCAUGCGCUCAGCGGCACCUGUCUGUCUUCCAGCUCGGUCUCAUUGGCAGCAUCUUCCUUUGGGCAGGAAUCCUGGGAGCUGUCUUCGCUCCCAAUAUGGCCUGGAUGACCGUGACGCUGGGUGCAAUCCAUGGUGUAGGCGUGGGAAUCGUCUGCGUGACUCUGGUCAUAGUAGUCAUGAUGUACUUCGACAAAUACCGUGGUGUAGCCAGUGGCCUGAAGUUCGCCGGAUACACUCUGGCUUCGCUGCUGUUUCCCACAAUACUCACAUCGCUGAAGGAUGCCUAUGGGUUCAGAGGAUCUAUGCUCGUGUACGCUGCGAUCACAAUGAACGUGACAGCUCUGACGCUGCUCUUGAAAGAGCCACCGUGGGAAAUAAAUGCUGGGAACCGUAAGAUCGAAAAAUCCAAGGAAGAAAGCGGGAGCAUUUCCUCGAUUACUGCUGCCCCUCUGGAUAGCGCGGGUUCGAAUUCCUUGGCGUUUCGAGAAGGUGCUGGACUUGCAAAAUCUAUAAGCGCAGUGAGCUCUCUCAUACCAAACGGCGUUGGUGUGGUAGGCUCUAUUCACAACCGGGUAACGAAUUCAGAAGUACCAGGGAUGCUUGCGUGCAACAGUAGCAAUGAGCACCCCGCGGAGAAUCCAAAUAACAUAAACCUUUUUAAAACCUGGAUUCACAGUAUUAAGUUUCUGAGAAAGCAAGAAAGCACAAACCAGACGGCUGGCGUGGAAAAUGGAAGCAAUGGAAAGCGAACAGCAACGAUUGUGAGUAAAGGUAAUGCAUCAAAUGAAGCAAACCAGUGUACUUCGCAGAAGCCUCAGCGCUGUUGUUCGUCGUUUGGAGAAGUCGGCAACCUGUUAACUAAGCCUAGGUUUUACGCUUGCGUGUUGGCGGUCGUGGCGAUGGACUACACGAUGGCCGUCUUUCCAGCGACCAUAGUGGACUACGCGCUUGACAAAGGGUCAUCUCGCAGACACGCUGACCUUUCUGUGACCUACUGCUCACCAGCCGAGCUAUUUGGUCGUAUUGUGCUUCCGCUAAUCGGUGACUGCAGGUUCGUGAGCAGGACAACAUUGGUAUCGGCGUGCUUCUUCCUGCUCGCCGCGACUAUGCUGGCCCUACCAGCGACUCCUUCCUUCCUGGCUUAUAUUCUCGUGUGCGCGUGCGCGACAAUGUUCACGGCUUGCUUGCUUGCCAUGAAACCCGUGGUGAUUGCCGACUACUUCGGCAUCGAGAGCAUCGCAACUAGCUGGGGUUUUGCUGGAGUGACGCUGCUGCCUCUGCUCCUGUGUAGCCCAUAUAUUAUCGGGGCAUCUGUACGCCUUUGCCAUGUACGUGGAAAAAAAUAAGGAUCCUGAGGGUGAGCCAGUGCCGUGUGUUUGGACCUUUCUGGCUUCUUCGCGGAGGCAAUUUGUCUCUUCGGCCUCCGAUUCACUAACACGGGACCCCUAGACUGACCCAUCCGGAGGAAACCGGUAGUUAUUGCCUGAAAACAUGGUUUGUACCCACGACGGGGAUAGGCCACGCUGGAUUAAUUGAAAAAAAAACGCAAAGAUAACAAAAGCGGUGAAGGCAAACAUUCAAAACGAAGCAUCAGGUAACACAUGAUAACAUAGUUCCUGGUUCAUUAAGAAAAGAGCAGAGGUUAGUGCUGGGUAAACCAGAUACAUGAAAGUAAAAAUUAGGGUGCGGAACUCUACGACGAAAGCUUGAGAACAUUACCUCGCGUUGUGAAAAAAACAAUUGAUGUUGUUUCACAGAAAUUUUAUAUGUCAUAAGUCGUUUGCGGAAUGUAGCGAUGAUUUAUUCCGAUUCAGAUACAAGAUGCGUUUAAAUAUAGUUGCUGUUAUAACACAGAAACCUUGAAGAACACUUAAGACCAGACCUUUUAGUGACGACGGUGCGAGCGAGUCAGAUGAUUCAUUUAAAAAGAUUCAACUAUGUCCGGCGAACGAGUCAAAGCGGGCUUCAGAAAAAUAGUCAGGGGCAAGAGUAGAAAAUAUUCAUCACGUGUGACGGAUUAUUUCAAUUUUAACUGCGUACAGAUUGAAAGUGCAUCUGUAGCAAUGUACGUGGACCCAAUUUUCUGAUGGCCAGCAGAGUUGCAAGAAAUUCAAGAAAUGUUGGGGUGUAAUCAGCGAGACGGAGAUCAAAAGGCCAGUUAAGCUGAUUGAAAAAGAUUCCAAGCCCGGCCUUCACAAAAUUUUGCGUUGCGUCUGUAGAAAUAACCAAGUCAGAGGAAUUAAGAUGAUCUGAAGAAUACAUUAAGUUCAGGCAGUGGAGGAAGUUUAGCGUGUUAUUGAAAAAUAUAAUCAAAAAUCAGUUUCUCCUACAACGAAUUUCUUUUUGGAUAAAUCAGGAACUGCAGAGAACUUGAAGUUUUGAUAACAGCGCCCAAAGAAAAUAUAACAAUUUCACUCAAUAUUACGAUACUUCCUACUACAAAAUUUGAGCGCAGCUGUUCGUGUUUUCAUUUCGCGUUAUAUUGUUUGGCGCGGACAAUGUCUCGUGCGGCACGUUGCAAACGGAGCGGUUUGCGGUGCGACUGCCACGCUAAUCGGCAGAUCGCGAGAGGUAGCGCGUGGGUGACGCGUGUGCCCGAUUCACAGAGGCCGCAACAGACAGACUUUCGCUCACGCAGUGCCUGUUUCUGUAUAUGGUAUGGGUGACUUCAUCCUUGAACAGAUGACGCGCUCUACUCCGGCGCCAUUUCGUAGCCAUCGUGGCCGCACAGCCUAUCUUGGGUGGCACUACGUUUUUAUUCUCCCACUUUCACCAUUUCCUCCUCCUCCGCUUUGCUCCUCGCACUGUCUUCGCUAUCGGCGUCUUUCAUCAUUCGCUGCGCUCAUUCGCUCUGUUACGAGGACGUUUACGGCCGACGCCGACGCUCGCCGCAGAAACGGGCUUCUAAGAGCUGUGCUCUAAAAAAUGUUUGUCGCUGUCGCUAGCGCGCCAACAUGUUCUGAAAGCGAAAUCUGGAGAAUUGAUGAAAAAUGAUUGCAAGCGGGAGAGGAAUGCAUUGCAAAGCUUUAGGAAAGUCAGGACAGUAAGUCGCUUCAAUCUCGACUCAUGCAGAAUAAUUCUAGCCUCCAGAUAAAGCACAAUCUUAGGCACAAAACUUGGCAGCCCAUGACAAGGACGCAGCGUUUGCCUUUGCUGUUGUCAUAAAAGUCUUAGCUUGUAUGUUGCACAUCCUGAGAAAAAACACAGCCAGAAUUGAGAAUGGGAUGGACGUAAAGAUUAUAGAUCAUUAGUAGCGUAGUCCUAUGAAUACUUGUGUUCUUAUUGUUGAACAGGCGCAAUAUUCCCAUUGCACACAUCCCCCUUCUUGCAUUUGCUUUAAUUUGAUUCUGCCAGUUUAGCUUAAUGUAGUCUCGAACAACAGAGUUUUCUAAUCCAGAAAUUAAAAUGACAUGUUGGGCACUGUCUAUGAUUCUGCAUUAUCUAUAGUUACGAAUUUGUGAUGACAGAUUCCUCGCGUGUGAGUUGUUAAACUGAGGCAGAGCCUCAGUUCAGGAAAGACCACGUCAUUUGUUCAAAAAACAAAAAACAGACAUUUGAUACCCGAGUGAAAAAAUGUGAACCAGAAUCUACGAGAAUUGUUGUACGCUAUUAUUGCUCCAUAGACUGUACGAUUUCUCGACGAUUGAACGUUUUCUCGUUCUACACAUGUGUAUGAGAUUGCGUUCUUGACAAUGAACGAGAUUCUCAUACAUCAUGAAUGAGUUUGUUUGUACGAGCUGAGUGCUUACAAGAUGAACGACCUUGUACGACCUGCAAGACUCCUGUACAUAUUUACUAUAACAAUUUAAAUGGAAUUCGUAUAAGUGGUACUACAUGCAUGAUCACUUGUGCAGACCUUACUGCAGCAGUGUCUUGCUGUAAUGGUUUGUUCACAAUUCUACGGGAAAGAGUAAUACUGAGAUGCAAUAUCAGAUGCAGUAAUGCCUUGUACUUGUAAAUAAAACAGUAUACAGGUUCAUUUGCAUAGCCAUUCAAGUUUUCAUUAAUAGUGAUGUCCUCUGAAUUUAAGCAACAGCAUGCCAUUCAUCUCACAAGUGUUGUUUAUUGGAUCUUCCAAUGGUACUUUGAUACAACCAGUUUGCUGACAGAUGACCAUUGGAAUGUGUUCCUUGAGUGAGAGCUUGCAGGGCCCUUGAAAAAGUAAAGCCAGCCAUUUCUUUUCACUUAUGCGAUAAGAUACCACAUAGGCAAAAGCAGUUUUGCUUAAAUUCAUACAGGUAAAAGUUCUCCAGCGUUCAGAACAUAUAGGAUACUCAACAAAGUUUAGUAAAAAGAAGUGUUUUUCUGCAAUGUUUAUGACUUCUAAAUGAACAUAUAUUACUGUGGUAGAAUAACCUGUCAUAUUAACAGGUCACUAGAACAAUCCAUCACCCUAAAAAAAAGAAAGGAACACUCUUUGAUCAAACAUAAUUGCUAGUAUUGAAGCAACAGAAGUAACAAGCCUACAAUGUAAUUUUAGAAAGCAUCACAAACAGGUCCAGCAAACUAAAUAACUUUGAAACUUCCCCUGUGGCAGCAACGUAAAAACCCUGGUGGCGUACUGACAUUGACAUUGCACAGCUUAGCCAAAUGGCGCCGGAUAAUAUCCCGGCCAGAAUGCCCGCAUUUCGAUGGUGGCAAAAUGCAAAAACAUAAGGUGCAUUUUGCACACAUUAAAGAACGUAGGGUGUCCCUCAUAAUCAUAUUGUGGUUUUGGCAGAUAAAACUCCAGAAUUUAAUUUACUUAGGGCAAAUAGUAUAUGCAUAAGGAAAAAUGCUUCUACAGAAUCAUCUGACACCAGCUAUAGUUAACAAAAUUUCAUACUUUCUAAAGUAAGAAAUUGUCAGAUGACUUGAGCAAAUAUCUAUUUGUGCGAAAAUUAUUGCCAUUUGUUUUAUAUGGCCCAUCCUGCCCUACUUUCUUUUUAACAAAAUUAUAUGUGCAGUGCAGGUGCUCACUACACCUAAAAAAUUUGGAGCCACUCCUUAAAGUCCAUGGUAUUGUUUCAAGCAACAGCACAAGUUUGCUUUACGAUUGUUAACCUACGCAAAUGAUUUUCACACUUCUUGACAUCACGGACUCCUGCGUAGAAUCACUAGUGACACUUGACUUUUUUUUAUCUGUUGUUGUCCACAAGAUGAUGCUGGUGAAGACAUUAACCUGAGUUAACAAUUGUUAAUGCAUCCUGUUUCAUAAUGAUGAAUUUAGGGUCACUGACCCAAGUCAAGCCAACAGAGCUUCUGUUCUGGCAGGUUAAGUUCAUGGCCUUGCCUCAGAAAGAACUUACUGUUGGCAGGCUCCGUGGUGCAGGUCACUCUCGUCAGGAUUGGGUGAAUUGCCGCAGUGUUGAUUCCUUUGUGCAGAAUGGCAGUUUCAGGUUUAGUGGGCUUGUAGGAAGACAACCUCAAUAUAACUUUGUAGUUUCAACGGGCUCUUUUGGUUUUAAUACAUCAGGUUUUCUUGAAACUGUCUGCACAGGUGGUCUUUUAGUGUCGCCGUGAAGUUGACAUUUAGCUGUAUGUCCUAGAAGACACAAAUAAUGAUCUGCUAUAGUUCACUCCUUGCAAAGAACGCUCGAGUUUCCAAGCCCUUCAUUUUCUGUCAGUACUGAGCUCUUGCUAGCAGUAAUUUCUUCCCAGCUAGCCGAAUUAUCUUGAGGCAGCACGCUGACACUACCGAUGCCUUCAACUGACUUUUUGGAUUAACAUUCUUUGCUUUGCAGGCCUGUUUGAAGGAAAGUUGGCACUUAUAGAUUUAUAUUCUGGAUGCGAGUGAGACGAACCAGUAAGUCUCCGUUACAAUGUUCUCUCAAAAUGUUCGGUAGAAAAUGUUGUCAAGGGUUCGAGGAAAAUUCAUCUACUUGCGUAACAUGAUUUGUGAAGUUACGGACACUGACAAAGUAAAUGAUUAUCAUCACGUUAGAGACGAGACAAAUUUUCAUCAAACAUUUACCUCCUACAGAACAAAACAGAAUAUGCAACCAAGAUCAGAAUAGCCAGCUGUGUGUGCCACCUUUUCUUCAACCACACUUGCACAGCCAGGGGUCUUAUUAACUUGAAAAUUCUGUAUUUGAAGACCUCAGUAGCGUCAGUUUGGUGCCUUAAAAUAAUUCAGCAAGCUGAGAAGAAACUACUGAUAGCACAAGUAUGCCAAUAGAAAAUAAAGGGCACCAAAGCUGACCCCUUCAUUGCAAUGGACCAAAUAAAGGGCCAUUGUUCCCGACUUUCGGGAUGCACAACUUCAUGGCAACUUGAUGCCGAUGCUAAGGAAGCACUAGUGAAGACAGUUGCAAGAAAAACAAACUUUAUUCCCUUAGACAAAUUCACCCACUCAAAGCACAGAAGUUAUGUUUAACGCAUCUUCCUACAACUACAUAGAACCCAAUGCUGUUUUGGGCAAGGGAACAAAUAUUAACACUGGUACCUUGCCACAUUCAAUGAGAGUCAUUUCCGCUAUGAAUGGUGCCAUUAGUACGCUUCCUUCCAAAAAUGAGGCCCACGCCUGGACCUUUAGUUCACUGUACAAAUUGCACAAGCAUAUUCCACAAGCUUGUCUGCCUUAGUGUGAGCAAAAAACCCGUAUGGGGCUCCAAAAACCAUCGAAUCAAUGAACGCAAACCCAAACCAACAAACCUAGUGCUGAGAAAAAUAGCCUCAAGUCGGCCUUUCCUUCAAUUCUUUCUCGGCAUGGCACAAGCUUGCUUUGCUAUGUAGGCACGUAAAUAAUGAACAGGUAUGCAUCACUACCUGUGUGAAAAAGCAUGCAAAAAAGAGUACGUAUAGCACAGAGGUGUUGAUGGAUAUUAAAUACCACUGUAAUGCACGCAGUAGACACUACGUUGGAAAACAAGGCUAACGUAUAAAUGACUAGAUUUGCAAUCAUGUCAACUUGAUGCUCAGGUCAUUUGGCGGUCACUCGGUAGGGCACAGCUAACUUGAAUUACUUUGAAAACUGUGCAACUGUGGCAAUGUAUCAGUACCAUAGGGCUGGCGAGAUUUGUGUUUUUCCUUAUAUGUGUGACAAGGAAUCUGCGAGUUGGCUCCCCCUCCAGAGGAUCAUCAGAUUGCGCCUGCUUAUUUAUAAUUGUAAAAAAGUGUCAUAGUAGCCAUGCCAUGUGUCCUUUCCUCUAUUGUGUGAGCAACAUGCAUUGUUGAUUUAUCUGUUCUUGCACUUUCGCCUCUGGCUUUAUAUUGCUGUGCAAGCAAUAAAAUUGGAUGGUUGUUAGACUG
This is a messenger RNA of Dermacentor albipictus, 7599 nucleotides long. Its product is annotated as monocarboxylate transporter 9-like. The record is from RefSeq and is a predicted model, not a curated record. Gene Ontology annotation, molecular function: monocarboxylic acid transmembrane transporter activity. Lineage: Eukaryota; Metazoa; Arthropoda; Arachnida; Ixodida; Ixodidae. Gene Ontology annotation, biological process: transmembrane transport. Gene Ontology annotation, cellular component: membrane.